UGCUUUUUCAUGACUCGUGCUGGCAAUGGCACAGACACGAGAUCGACCUAUUGAAGUGGCGAUUGUCGGAGCUGGUGUCUCUGGCCUCGCGGUUGCCAAUGGACUACUUCAAGAUGCUCAGCAGCGGUACAAUAUUACCGUCUAUGAGCGGGACUCUAUCGCCUUCAGCUCGGAUCGAGGGGGAUAUCAGAUCCACAUCAACACUACCGCCCUCGAAGCUCUAAGACAAGUAUUGGAUCAGUACAGCUGGAGUCUCCUCCAGAAAUCCUGGACCAGGAAAGAUCCACGACCGCCAUCGCUAGUGAACCCAGCAGAUUUCGGCCUGGUUCUCGACCUUUCCCAACUCAAGUUGUAUCCUCAAAGCAAGCAGAUUGCAAGGACAAGUCUGCGACGCGCUCUGUUGGAUCGCCCACUGGGAAGAGCUUGUGUUCGCUUCGACCAUCGCCUAGAUCGACUCAUCACUCAUGAGACGGAUGUCGAGCUGUGCUUUACGAACAAAGCCAGCACUCGCGCCGAUAUCGUCAUUGCCGCUGAUGGAAGCAACAGUAAGAUAAAUGCUCUACUUGGCUUGAAAAACAAAGUCAAGCUCAAGGACUGGGUCUCUAUCCAAGCAAGAGGACCCAUCGAUCAAGCCACAUAUGAAGCUCUGCCUGCAUCUCUAAAGACUGCGGGCGCAGUGGUAUACCUUGGCGGACGCAAGAUUGCUGGAUACGUCACCGUAUAUGGCGGCCAAUGUGAUACUGACGUGCAAACCAACAACGACAAUCUCACGCUAAACUGGGCUGUCAUGCUACCUUCACAGAUUGGACAGCCUAUGCUUGAGAUGGCACAAAGUGAUUCUGAAGCAUCGAUAGAGCUGCUAGUCGACUACAUCGAUCAAGCUUUAGGCCCUUCACAUCCUUUGACAAAUAUGGCCACUAGUGUGAAAUCCAACAUGAGAGUUGGGCUGCUCACAAGCUCGGUCCAACCUGCCAUUGAUUGGCGUCAAACAGCAAAUGCAAGUCCUCAAAUCUUCCUUCUCGGCGAUGCGAUCCAUGCCAUGGCGCCAAGUCGAGGGAUGGGUGCUAAUCAGGCACUCAUCGACGCUGCGAAGCUGGUGGCUCUCCUCAACGAAUCGUCGAUUUCUGAUCCUGCGUCUCUGCAAACCACGCUGCCGGAUCUCGUCCAGAAAUUCGAAGCAGAGAUGUUGCCUCGUGCGUUCAAAAUGGUCAAAGCAAGCGAAGACAUGAUCGGACUUGAUUUGACUAGUCGUCUGGACCGGUGGAAGGUCUACGCUGUUGGCUUUGUGCUGACUGUCGCGGGAUGGGGCUACAGCAUGCUCGAGCUCGUCGGACUAUUUGAUAACAAGCGAUGGGAAGACCUAGCGCAUCAUAAGGUCGAAUGAUCAAACGGCUUGAGUCGGGCAAAGGAUACACAAGACGAGGGGGGACAACUUCUACACGAUGAUGAACGUAUAAUCGAAGAAGAGCCUGUUUAGGUAGACUACCUGAACGGAAGA
This is a messenger RNA of Cercospora beticola, 1498 nucleotides long. Its product is annotated as FAD-dependent oxidoreductase. Gene Ontology annotation, molecular function: FAD binding. NCBI's taxonomy places the organism in Eukaryota, Fungi, Ascomycota, Dothideomycetes, Mycosphaerellales, Mycosphaerellaceae. The record is from RefSeq and is a predicted model, not a curated record.